AGGGUUAUAUAGUGUUCUGUAUCGUAUUACCAGUGAUGACCACCAUUGGCGCUAUUAUCGUCAGUCAAUUGUCAGGUGUCAUUCAUUCAUAACUCAUAACAUCUCAAAACAUUUGCCAUCUGUAAACAAAGAACAAAGCUAAUUUUUGCCGAAAAUGUCGAGUGAUGAGCUUCGAAAUGUCGGAAACUUGCAGAAGUUAAAAAGAAAGAGGGGCCCUAUAUUUACGAUAGAGGACAAAAAUAUAUUGGUUGAUAUUGUAGAAAAGUAUUACCAUAUAAUUGAGAAUAAGAAGACUGACAAUCAAACAGUAAACUCCAAAAACUACUGUUGGGAGACACAAAUAAGUACAGAGUAUAAUUCAGGAGCUUCCUGUCCACGAUCUACUGCUGUUUUAAAAACUUGCUGGAAGAAUUUGAAAGCAGAAGGGAGAAAAGUUGCAGCUAAUGAGAGGCAAGCGAGAAUUAAGACAGGUGGAAGUCUGAAGGAAUAUGUGGCUGUGGAUCCCAUUAUAUUUCGAGUCAUAGACCUGAUUCGUCCCACUGCAGUAGGGCUGAUCAAUCCACAUGACACAGAUAUUGUACUUGGCAAUACUAUGAGCCAAAAUGAGGACAAUUGUAUCCCAGAAAUAGAGAAAAAUGAAGACAAUUUUAUCCCAGAAAUAGAGGUUUUGGGAGAUACUCAGGUGAAUGUGCAGGGUGGCAGUAACUUAAAUGGAGACUGGUCCCAAUAUACACCGGGGCAGAUGAGGAUGCCCAGAACAACCAUCUUGAGAAAACUGCCACAGAGUUCUGUUGAUGUUGACGAAGAUGGUGUCUUUGUUUUAAAUAUAGACGGGUUUCUGAGUGCAGAGGACAAAGAAAACAAGGUUAUCACUACCCCAUACACAUCUUCAACAACUAAGGAGAUCCACCCUAGCAUGUCAGUAGCAGAACCGGACCUGCAGACUUUUAAAAGGCCUGCAAUUACACCUUUGACUGCACAGGAAAUAGCACCAAAAAAAUGUAAGCCUAACAAAAAACAUUCUUCUAGGCAUCAACUUAAUAGAAGAAGACCUGUUAUAUCACAGGAAAAAAAUGAAGAACUUGUAUCCAAAAGAGUGGAGGCCCUAACAACGGUGACAUCUCAUGCCGAAGAGGAGCACCAGAUUGUAAUGAAAAUUCACCAUGAGAAACUGAAGCAAGAGAGAAUUCGGACAAGAGUGCUCCUCCUGGAACUGAAAAAAAAAAGAAUGUUUCAAAAUGAAAAUUGAAAGAAUGAAUUUUUUUUGAAACUGCAUCUUCUACAUUCUUUCUCCAAAAACUGUUUUUAUAUAUUUUAAUAUUAUAUUUUUAUGUUUAUAUUAAUCAUGACUGAUUAUGUAUUUUAUAGUCUAGUCAAAGGUUUCCGUCAAGAGUUGUACUUUAGUUAUUUAGUUUUAUUUGUAAAAAAAAUUAACAUAUAAUAUUUGUUGAGUUUUGAAAUAUAUGCUCUUUACUGUGAUCAGCCAAGUUCCUGUUAGUUAUGUUUAUGUAGCCUUUGUAUAAGAAAUUAAUUAUUUUUCAAGAGUUGUACUUUAGUCAUUUAGUUUUAUUUGUAAAAAAAAUUAACAUAUAAUAUUUGUUGAGUUUUGAAAUAUAUGCUCUUUACUGUGAUCAGCCAAGUUCCUGUUAGUUAUGUUUAUGUAGCCUUUGUAUAAGAAAUUAAUUAUUUUUCAAGAGUUGUACUUUAGUCAUUUAGUUUUAUUUGUAAAAAAAAUUAACAUAUAAUAUUUGUUGAGUUUUGAAAUAUAUGCUCUUUACUGUGAUCAGCCAAGUUCCUGUUAGUUAUGUUUAUGUAGCCUUUGUAUAAGAAAUUAAUUAUUUUUCGAGAGUUGUACUUUAGUCAUUCAGUUUUAUUUGUAAAAAAAAUUAACAUAUAAUAUUUGUUGAGUUUUGAAAUAUAUGCUCUUUACUGUGAUCAGCCAAGUUCCUGUUAGUUAUGUUUAUGUAGCCUUUGUAUAAGAAAUUAAUUAUUUUUCAAGAGUUGUACUUUAGUCAUUUAGUUUUAUUUGUAAAAAAAAUUGACAUAUAAUAUUUGUUGAGUUUUUAAAUAUAUGC
Harmonia axyridis is the source of this 2075-nucleotide messenger RNA. RefSeq lists its product as uncharacterized. The record is from RefSeq and is a predicted model, not a curated record. The coding region runs from base 155 to 1249 and encodes 364 amino acids. The transcript has 4 exons. NCBI's taxonomy places the organism in Eukaryota, Metazoa, Arthropoda, Insecta, Coleoptera, Coccinellidae.